UCUUAUUAUUAGACGCAGCCGAGCUCGUAGGUAGUCGCAAUGGUAUAGAAAGUACCAGCAGCCGCCUUACAUCACGAACUCUUGGUUUCCGCGAAUGGUAGUCCCAGUCGCGCUCCAAACAUCUUUAACCUCGCGUUAUUUUCAUAAAGCGUCCGCAUUUCGUCGUCGUCGCGCAUUUUAUUACUGAAAGUAGACUGUGGUGGAGUGCUGGUGCGGCCCUUAACCUAAUAAUUGGCUAUUAGGUCAGGAGGACCUAAAUUUAGACACACAUCCGUUGUAACAGUACUUGAAAUUCGGUCAGUUUCUUUUGUGGGACAAUGAACAAGGACGCCGCCCCCCCGCCGUACAGUCCGCCCCCGUCCGCGCCCCCCAGCUACGCACAGGCGGUCGGGGGUGUGCCCCCGACCAGCCCCUAUAUACCGCACCACAACUUCAUGAAAGGCCCUCCAAUCCUCACAACCGUAGUCCCUGUAGGACCCGAGCCCACACACAUGAUUUGUCCACAUUGUCACGCAGAAAUAGACACCACGACGUACACCAGACCUGGGAAUAUCGCCUACAUUGCCGCCACUUUGAUAUGUCUCAUGGGAUGUGCCUUCGGUUGCUGUUUGAUCCCUUGCUGCAUCGACAACUGCAUGGACGUCCACCACACCUGCCCCAACUGCAAAGCAUAUCUUGGAAAAUACCGACGAUAAAUCGCAUUCACCACAUUUCGUCUCUUGUCUAUUCGUACUAAUACCAUAUGCCAUUAAUACUCAUUUAAAUCGUGCAUUUUUAUAAUUAUACUUAUUUAUUGUAAUUUCUCUCUUGCGGUGGCACCACUUCAGGUAUUAUCAGGAUAAAAGCAUGUCAGGCCAGGUAAUUAAUGGGAUUUUAUCAACAACAUUCCUAAAUUUUAUUUUAAACCGUGCUACUUUGCUACUGGUUAGGUUGUGCGCUGCGCUAUAGUAUUUUAUUGUAACAUUGAUUGUCAGGAAGUUAUGGUUUUCAGUGUAAAUGAGCUACAUGUAGGUUGUAAUCUCUAAAUAUUGUACAUUUUAUAAAUAUACAAAUAUAUGAAUAUAGA
This is a messenger RNA of Tribolium castaneum (red flour beetle), 1066 nucleotides long. RefSeq lists its product as uncharacterized. NCBI's taxonomy places the organism in Eukaryota, Metazoa, Arthropoda, Insecta, Coleoptera, Tenebrionidae. The transcript is spliced from 3 exons. Gene Ontology annotation, molecular function: zinc ion binding. The record is from RefSeq and is a predicted model, not a curated record. Bases 318 to 695 code for a protein of 125 amino acids.